Messenger RNA from Ailuropoda melanoleuca (giant panda), 3135 nucleotides. It is a transcript of the gene LRRC20, whose product is annotated as leucine rich repeat containing 20. Gene Ontology annotation, molecular function: protein binding. Lineage: Eukaryota; Metazoa; Chordata; Mammalia; Carnivora; Ursidae. The transcript has 6 exons. The record is from RefSeq and is a predicted model, not a curated record. Bases 183 to 737 code for a protein of 184 amino acids. Gene Ontology annotation, cellular component: cytoplasm.
CCCGGCGGGCCGGACGCGACGGGGGGUGCAAUCUAUGCGAAGUGUUUGUGAGCCCAGAGAAGGCAGCCUGGAGUACAGAAAGAAGCUCUCCCAUUAACAGCUGUGUGACCCCAGGCAAGGCACGGGCCCCCUUGUGAGCAGCAGACCGGCCUGGUGGCUGGCAGCAGGACCCCCUCGCCUGCAUGCUGAAGAAGAUGGGUGAGGCCGUGGCCAGAGUUGCAAGGAAGGUCAACGAGACUGUGGAGAGCGGCUCUGAUACCCUGGAUCUGGCCGAGUGCAAGCUGGUUUCCUUCCCCAUUGGCAUCUACAAGGUCCUACGGAAUGUCACCGACCAGAUCCACCUCAUCACGCUGGCCAACAACGAGCUCAAGUCCCUCACCAGCAAGUUUAUGACCACGUUCUGUCAGCUCCGAGAGCUCCGCCUGGAAGGGAACUUUCUGCACCGCCUCCCCAACGAGGUCAGCACCCUGCAGCACCUCAAGGCCAUCGACCUCUCCCGGAACCAGUUCCGUGACUUCCCCGAGCAGCUCACCACCCUGCCAGCCCUAGAGACCAUCAACCUGGAGGAGAACGACAUCGUGGAUGUGCCUGUGGAGAAGCUGGCCGCCAUGCCCGCCUUGCACAGCGUCAACCUCCGCUUCAACCCCCUGAGUGCUGAGGUGCGCGUCAUUGCCCCGCCGCUCAUCAAGUUUGACAUGCUCAUGUCUCCUGAGGGUGCACGGGCCCCCCCACCUUAGGCCUCCCUCCUCGCGCCCGCCCAGCAAGGGGCAGAGGCCACCUGGGCUGGCACCCUUGGGGAGGGAGUCCCACAGGCCCAUGGGAGGCCAAGCCUGGGGGGCUGGGGGCGGGUGGGCCAAAGAGCAUGUGGUGGGAGGGGGCGCAGCCGGUCCAGCAUAGAUAGCUUAGAGCACUAGUGGGCCCUGGAAUGCCCGGACGGGGAGGGGAGGCGGGGCUGGAGCCUGGACGCUGGGCACUCAGCUGCCGGGCACAUUCGGGCCCCCUCCCUCGCCGAGCCUUGUUAUCUGGGAGGAGAGGCAGUGGUGGAGGGCCUCUGCCUCCUUUGAGCUCCUUGGAGGCUUUUCGGGCAACACAUGCCUUCAAGUUACCUUCAAAACAUCAGGCACCUUCUGAGCCCGCAGAUAGCCGUCGCUGAGCGCUUUCUGGGCCGCUGUGGGUUAGAGGCCUUGUUUCUGGUACUGAGAGCCAGCCACUGCCCUGAGAGGAAGAGAAGACAACCUCCAUCUGGUUAGUGCUUCCUGAGGACUGACCCGCGUGAGGCCGUCUAUGGGGACCGCCUCCUCAGCCCUGUGGGUCUCUCUGGAUCAGCGGGAGCCUGAACCAGGCAUCGUGGGAAAGCUGUGGAGAGAGCACGGCCCUGUGCUCUCGCCGGGGCUGAGAACGUCUAUAUAGGAGCCCAAGGCCCAUCAGGCCAGGAAACCACAGGAGCAAAUCAGGUGGGCUCCGUCCUUCUCUUGAUGAAGACAUCAGCGGGGUAGGCAGUUCCGAGUGCUCCUCAGGACAGACCAGGCCUGCCUGGCAUCGCCCGCUGAGCCGCACGAGAGGUGGCCCAAGAGAAGCAAAGCCAGCCGUGCCUGUGGCUCUGGUACGAGGUAACUGGCUACCACCAUGGUCUCCCGCUGGCAGCAGCCUGGCUGCCUCGUCAUUGGUCCACCUGUGGGCAGAAGGCACUUUGGACCUUGGAUUUGUGGCUGGCCAGCUCCCAAGCCCACCCAAAGCCCUGAUGGCCUAGUCAUUUCUGGGCCCUCCACCUGGAGUCCAGGAUGUGGCCGGGCCAUAGGGCUGGGACUGAGGGAUUUCCCGGGACGUGGGACUGCUGUGCUCCCACUGGGACAGUACUUGGCAAACAGGGACAACUGGUUUCCUACCAGGAAAGGGCCUGGGGCUCUUGCUUUCUGAUAAUAUCUGUGGUGUGGAGAAUCCCUGACCUCUUGACCCCCCAGGUAUCCGCCUCCUACAUUCUCAUCUGCCGAGCAAGCAGACUCAGAGCCCAGAGCCCACCUGACCUGGACCUUUGUCUUGGUCUGUGGGACAUACCUGAGACCCCAGGACAUGGGACAGGCCAGGCCACCCAACCCUACAUCCAUGUACCGGUAGCCACUCCUCCACUCCCAGGGUUAAGCUUCUCCCAGCCCAGACCCUCAUUCUCAGAAUGCUGUGUUCCUUCUCUCCUCCCCAGCCCUGGGCGCCCCCCACCCUGACCCCCUGUCUCCUGGCAAGGACUGACAGGUUGGACCAUUAUUGGCCCAUCUCUUGAGUGCUUAGUGUCCCAAGAGAUGCUCUGUUUACUCUGCUCGUGUCAUAAGGCCUGAUUCACCAAGCUCUGGGAAAGGGGUUUACAGGGCAAGGAGGUCCGGAUGGAUCUUCGGGGCUACAGGGCUCAGCUGUGGACAAGUGGGAAUUGUGGCCCAGUCCAGGCUGGCCUGGCCCCACCCACCCUAUGUCCCAGAGUCAAAGGAGAAGUGCACUUUUCUGAUAGGCACAAAGGCACUGUAUGGCCAGAGCCGUGCAACUCAAAGUGUGGUCUGUGGACAGGCGGCACUGGCAUCCAUGGGAACUUGUUCAAAAUGCAGAAUCCCAGGCCCCACCCCAGACCCCCAGAAUCAGAACCUGCAUUUCAACAAGAUCCCUAGGUGAUUCCUAGAAGCACUUUACUGUUUGAGAAGCCAGGGUUGAGGGGUGACCCUGAGGUUAUCCUUGGAGUGGAGGAUAGUGGUUCUCAGCCCUCCCCCUGCUACUCCAGGUCUCUGAGCCUGUGCUUACCCUCAGUCCUAAGCCAGCCCUGGGACACCCCGGGCCUCUUAGAUCUUUUCAGAAUUUGCGUGACUCUUGCAGCAAAGGGAGUGACCUGAAGUCACAGGAGAUGAGGGUUGGGUUUGCCUGGCCCUCCGGACACUGCCCUCCUGGUUACCCUCUGCAUACCCAGCCCCUGCUUCCCAGGUCCUCACAUCGGGCCCUUCGAAGGGGUUGCUUCUGGAAGUUGUUUUCUACUCUGCUUGGAGAGUUUGCCCUUGCCUGUGUGGGAAAGCUUGAGCCGUGAGAGAAGACCCCAGAUCAGAGCCCGCAGUGUAAACGAGCCCUCAGCUUCAGUUUGCAAUAAAGAACGCAUUGGUUUCA